Phytophthora sojae is the source of this 1536-nucleotide messenger RNA. RefSeq lists its product as hypothetical. The record is from RefSeq and is a predicted model, not a curated record. The transcript has a single exon. Lineage: Eukaryota; Oomycota; Peronosporomycetes; Peronosporales; Peronosporaceae. The coding region runs from base 1 to 1536 and encodes 511 amino acids.
AUGACGCCGUCGUCGCAUUAUCUCCAGGGCGUCUCAAAGGCGCUCCCUGGGCGUAUCCAGGCGCUACCGCAAGUAUGCGACGCCGUGAAUCUGUUCGCCAUGCCGUCUUCUCUCGACGACGUCGCUGGCAGUGGGCGACUGGAGCUGGUUCGCGAGUAUUUCGAUGUUAUUCCGAGUACUUUCCAGGCAAUCGCCAUGGCAGCAGCUGAAGGCCACCUGCACGUCGUCCAGUGGAUUUAUUCACAACUAAGUGAUGAUGAGCUCAAGAAGUCGACGUGGGGUGUGCAGGCAUUCAAGGGGGCGGCUUGCAGCGGACAGUUGGGGGUCCUCGAAUGGCUGAAAUCUGAGUUCGAGCCAAAUGCUGAGGAUGUCGAAGGCAUUGCAGCUCUGGCUGCUGCUACUGGACGACUGGCUGCUGUGCAGUGGGUGAUGGAUGCGUUCUCUGGUGUGGGGGACGAGCGAGCGCUUACGGCUGCUGUAAUCGCUGACCAGCGGGAGGUGGAGGCGUAUUUAACGAGUAUUUGCGACAACGACACUCGCUUGAACGCGUUCGGCUCAGUGUUGGAGACAAAAGCCGUCGAUAAUGACUCUGACCGAGUGGAAGAGUUAGCUGCGAAGUGCAAACAGUCUGACGUUCGAGAUGCGCUGACGGAGGCGAUAGAUUGCGACGCCUACGACGUUGUGGAGUUACUCUGGGGCGUCGGCCAAGGUGCGUCGAUGAGCGUCGACGACAUCGGGAGCUUGGCGCUGGAGAGAACAGUGCAUGACGAUCGACUGGACAUCGCGGCGCUCUAUGUCGAGGCGGAGGACAUGGCGGAUAGUGCUGGGGCGGCACUUCGCGAGGCAACGGCGGCAAAUCGACUCGAUUUCGUUGAGCUUCUUUACACGAAGUGCGAGGCGUACGACGUUGAGCCCACGCUGGAUACGGCGGCUGCGUACGGCUUCUGGGAUAUCGUCAAACUUGUGUACGAUCGGUGCAGUCCUCGUUGCGUCAGUAGGGCGUUGCGGACGGCGGCUUCAUGCUGCCGAUGGGACGUGGUGGAAGUUCUGUGUGAGAGGUGCGAGGAAGGCUGCAGCGACGUUGGAGAUGCUUUGAAAUACGCGGCAGCAGGCGACGAGCUUGAAAUGGUGAAGCUUCUCUACCAAAAGAGUCCGCGGGAUGACGUUGACCUCGUGCUGGGCUUUGCCGUGGAGAAUGAGCUUUGGGACAUGGUGAGGCUCGUGCACGGAGCUUGCAGUACUGACUGUGUUGACGGCGCGUUGAAGAAGGCGGCUGAGCAGUCUCGAUGGGAUUUGGUCGAAGUAUUGUAUGUCAACGCCGGAGAGUUUGCUGUUGGGGACGCGCUAGUGAAAGCCGCUGAGACCGAUCAGUGGGGUCUAGUGAAGCUCAUGCACGGAAAGUGUCGACCUCAUGAUAUUGAUCUUGUCCUAAAGAAAGCAGCUUCGAGUGGACAGCGGGACGUCGUUGAGCUUUUGUAUGCAAGUGGCGACAUUUUUGCCGUUGGAGGUGCGCCAGCAGCUGAAGGCUCGAGCUAA